Helobdella robusta is the source of this 1365-nucleotide messenger RNA. RefSeq lists its product as hypothetical. The record is from RefSeq and is a predicted model, not a curated record. Lineage: Eukaryota; Metazoa; Annelida; Clitellata; Rhynchobdellida; Glossiphoniidae. The transcript has 4 exons. The coding region runs from base 1 to 1365 and encodes 454 amino acids.
AUGAAGCGUAAAUUGAAGAAAUUAAUAUUGCUAUCCAUUAGCGUCGUCGUCAUAGUCUGCUGCCUGUGCAAGUGGAGCGUAGAAUAUCAACCCCGACAUGUUGCCAGUAACUCUCUAGAUGAAAACAAAAAAAAUAAUAAAGCAACAAAGAACAGCACCAAGAAUUCCAACACGUCAGAAUCUUUAACGACAGGGGAUGUCCGCCCCUCAAAACCAGACACCCCCCUUCUCAUUAUCUUCACCACAUUCAAGGACGAUUCGCACAGCACCCACCAUAAACUCGCUCACAGAAUCAUCACCAAAAACUGGAUCUCAUUUGGUCUGGAGUACAUAAAACCUGUCCUAUUCACAAAUUCCUCUCUGGCUCCGAAAUUUUAUAACCGGGAUACGGUUCCAAAACCGGAAACACUUCCAUUUGAAGCAUCUCUAGCGGAAAUUGCUCUGUCACACGGGUGGGAUCUACUUCCUAUUCCGGCAGCAAAUAGUCAUGGAACUCCUUAUUUGAAACCUAUGGUUAAGGAGAUUUUUAAAAACUAUAACGCCACGUUUUACGGAUUCGCUAAUGGAGAUUUGCUAUUCGAUGAAACUCUGACGAGAUCUUUAAACUUCAUAAAAAGCUACUUGAAACACCCACUCGAGAACAACGCCAUGCUAAUUGGUCGGCGCAUAGACGUAAUGCUAUACAGCAACAACACCGUCAUACCUGAAAAACAACACCUACGACAAACUUCUAGCACCACUACCACCACUACUACCACUGCCACACCGAUAGUUACUGUGUCAGUCAAACCAAAAAACGGCAGUGGUGAAACUAAAUGCGGUAGUAGUAGUAGUGGCGGUAGCGAUAGCAGUAGUAACAGCAGUAGUAACGCCACGAAAACGACCACAACAACUUCCACAACGCCAAAACCAGUUGUCAUUUUAACGCCAGAGUAUUUCGACAAUCUCCUCAAAUAUUACAACGCUUCUAAUUUGGUAAACCUCGCCAAAAUUGGAACCUUGAGGCCAGACACAGCCAUUGAUUACUUCUUUUUCACCAGAGAUGGAAGUCGCUUCAACUGGAGCGCUUUAGCGGAUGUAGUUAUUGGACGAGAUGGUUAUGACAAUUAUUUGAUAGCUAUGGCAAAUAUUACCGGAUGUUUGUCGAUAGAUCUGACGAGUACAGUUAGGUGCAUUCACCUAUCUAAGCCUGGUGUCAAAAAUACUGGAUACGAUAACAGGGACAACCAUCACAAUUUAAAUAUUUUCGGCUACCAAUACGUUGGCAGAGGCAAAUCUAGCGUCACCAAUUAUUAUACAGAGAAAAAUGAAAGAGGAUACCCUGGAAAAUUGAUAAGCAGAUACGAAAAGAACAAAGCUUACUAG